AUGAAUAAUUUACAUGAUGAAGAUUAUAGAAAAAUGCUGAAAUGUUUCCGGCAUAGUGAUUUGAGAGCAUUAUUGGAAGCUUUCGGAGGAAAUAAUGUAGGACAAAGAACUGAAUUACGAGAACGGGCACUUGAAUUGUUAAGUUCUAGACCAAAUGACCUUAACUAUGUAGCAUAUCUAUCAAAAAUAUAUGAUAUAUACCAUCUCUUGCCAUGUAAUCGAUCUGGUUUUUCUAAUAAUAAUAUGAUGCACAGUUCCAUGCAAACUCAAAAAAGGCCUCGACAAAGUCAGAUGAUUCCUAUAAGCCCACAACAAAGAAUGUACCGACCGCCACAAUAUCAUCAACAAUCAAUGUAUAUGCCCCAAGCUAGAUUGCCACAUCUUAUGACCAAAAGAGAGGGAGGCAUAUAUAGAAACCUCACUGGUGCAAAUACUAUUCCUAAAAACACUAUGGCUAACAAUCACAUUCAGUAUGUGUCUGGCAAUGAUCAGUCAGUAAGACCUCAAAUUAUUGUACUAUCCCCUCGUCCAUCCCAAAUGCCCUCAAAUCAACAAAAUAUGUAUGCAAUGAUACAAAAUACAUUGAGGUUUGAUUUGAAUGCAUCCACUGGUAGAAACAAUAAUGCUCUCAUCCCAUCUCCUCAAAUUGUAGCCAAUUACAAGUUUAAAAAUCUACCAUUUUAUGAUGUUAUUGAUGAUAUCAUUAAGCCAACUCUUCUAGAUGGUUCAGAAAUAUGUACAUUAUCAAACUUUGCUAAAGGUAUGAGAGAAUGUACAUUUGAACAUACUAUGUCAGUCGAACAAGCAACGCUUAUUUCAAUGAACCGGGACAUUUCCCCUGGUAAACCUGAAUAUUAUGGUAUUCAGUACCAAAUAAGGAUUUGUCAGUUGGAAAAUUACGUGUAUGAUGAGGUAACUGAUUAUUUGCCCAUUGGACUUCAUAUUCGAGUUUGUAAUUAUUAUUGUGAAUUGCCACCUAUUGUUACUCGUGAACGAUCAGAAAUGAAGUCUAGACGAGCUGCUAGACCUAUCAAUAUUACUCAGUUUUUAAAACUUUGUCCAUUUAUUAAAAAUGUUAUCUCUAUAAAUUGGAUUCCUGAUGGGAAAAAAUACGCCUUGGCAAUGUAUAUUGUAAAACAAUUAAGUCUAGAUACUUUGAUGAAAAAACUUCAUGAUAAAAAAGUGAGGAGUUCAGAAGAAACAAAAAAUUACAUUAUUAAAAAGUUGACAAAUGUUGAUCCAGAUUUGACCGCUACAUCAUCUUAUAAUUUUUCCUUGGUCUGUCCAUUGAGUAAAGUUAGAAUGAAGAUACCUGCAAAAUCUAUCCAUUGUGAUCAUAUUCAGUGUUUUGAUGCAGGUACAUUCAUUUUAAUGAACGAGAAAAAGCCACAAUGGAUGUGCCCAACGUGUAAUAAAUCGUGUUUGUACGAUGACAUACAAAUAGAAAAUUAUUUUUUGGAAAUUAUAAAAAGUCCUACACUUAGUGACGACAUCAAUGUAAUUGAAAUUUUGGCAGAUGGUUCAUGGAUUAUACCUGAAGAAAAUGAAGAUACAAAAAAUAUGAAUAGAACUAUUGAUAAUAAAGUAAAACCUAUUGAUUUUAUCGAUUUAGAUGACAUUGACGAUGAAAAAUGCAUUGAGUCAAAAGAAGAACCUAGGCCAGGAGGUUCAGAAUGCCAGAAAUCUGAAAACUUGAAACCACAUCUUGUCGGUAUGACAAAGGAUGAGGAUGAAGAACCAUCAAAGCAAAAAGAUAAACUGUGAAAAUGUGGCCCAGGCAGCAGAUGCUAGACAGCCAGUUACUAAAGAUGAACUAAAACCACAAUUUCAAGUAAACAUUAAAAUAAACAUUUUGUCCCUUCCUUCAAGUCCUACCACUACAACUGAAGCCUCUUAACUUUUAUAUUAAUUUUUAUUAUUUUUAUUAUUAUUAUAAUUUAUAAGUGAAACAAUUUUGGACACAAACUUUUCAAAAGAUGAUAGGGUCUAUUAUUUUAAACAAGAUAAAAAUAUUUAAUAUCCUUUCUGUCAUAAUAAUUUUGGUCAUAAUCAAUGUAUUAAUUUUAAAUCAUGGUUAUUACUUAUUACUAACUUGUACCGUCGAUUUACUCGAAUCAAUAUAAAUGUGUGCUCUGAUAAUGGGUAGGUAUUUUUUUAUUUUAGUAAUUUUAUUUUUAUUAAGUUUUUUCAUAACUAUAUGAUUCAAAUUUUUCUUAUUGUUUAUAUUCAUACGCCCAAUUAUCUAUUUAUGUUUUUUUCACAUUUUCACCCGUGAACAGAUUAAUUUUGUUCAAUCUUUCAUUCCUCACUAUUUUUGUAACUUACAUGUACUUAUAUUUUCACAUGUAACCUAACAUAUAAUUUGUAUGAUUAGCAUUUUUUUUUUAUCAAAUACUCUUUUUGUAUUUUUUAAUUUUAACUAUCUAGGCAACUUUUAUUUUGAACCUUUCAUAUUAGUAUAUUAUUAUUUUGAUUGAUCGCUGUACGUAUAAUAUUUUCAUGUGUACCUAUAAAAUAAUUAUAACCAACUUAAUUAAUAAUGUUUUUUUUUGUAUUUGAACAUAUUUUUACCUAUGUGGCUAUUUACAACUAUUCAUUUUUUGAAUUCAUUCAUAAUUUUAUAUUAUUGUUUAUAAUUAUAUACCAGUAUAUACUUAUACAGUAUACUCGUUGUGUUAUGAACUAUUAUUUAUUGUUUCUGUUACAAUAAUAUGUCAAUAUGACUAUACUUGAUUAUAAAAUUGUAAAAUGUAAUUAUAAUAAAACCCUGGUAAAGUAAUCCUAGGUUAGGUAAAGACCCACAUAUGUUUUUAAUAGCUGUAAAAAAAUAUUUAAAUACAUGGGUGCAAUUUUUUUGAAGUUCAAAUUUUGACAAAAUUAGUCAAUAUAACGAAAAUGUCCAAAUCAUUUUGUAGUUAAGGCGCCUCGCAACGGUCAUUAUUUAAGGGGCAACAUUUAGGCAAUUUCUAAUCUUGCCAUAGCCACCCGGGAUCUAUGUGUUAGUUGUAAAUGAUUUAUUUAAAUUAGUUUGAGAGGAAUUAAAUGCGGGUAUCGUUUCCUUCCACAUCAUCAAACCUAUCUCGUACACGCAUGUACAUAUUAAUAACUCUAUAACCAUGUAUUUCAAUACACCAAUUUUACAACAACAUACUUAUUGUUUUGACAAAAUUAAAGUUGGUUAACAUUAUCUGAUUUUGAUUCUGAAAAAAUAUUUGAAUUCAGCAAAAAAAAUGUCUGUAGAUCGUACCAAACAUUUUCCGUUU
Messenger RNA from Metopolophium dirhodum (rose-grain aphid), 3263 nucleotides. RefSeq names its product E3 SUMO-protein ligase PIAS2-like. Gene Ontology annotation, molecular function: zinc ion binding; SUMO ligase activity; transcription coregulator activity. The coding region runs from base 1 to 1764 and encodes 587 amino acids. NCBI's taxonomy places the organism in Eukaryota, Metazoa, Arthropoda, Insecta, Hemiptera, Aphididae. The transcript is spliced from 2 exons. The record is from RefSeq and is a predicted model, not a curated record. Gene Ontology annotation, biological process: regulation of transcription by RNA polymerase II; protein sumoylation.